Molecule: messenger RNA, 10999 nt
Organism: Amoebophrya sp. A120
Lineage: Eukaryota; Dinophyceae; Syndiniales; Amoebophryaceae
Source: the annotation of a GenBank genome assembly
AGCGAGGAGAGGUCCUUUAAGUAUAGCUCACAAUGAAUGACAACAUGAGACGGUGAACUGAACACCUAUCAAAACCGACACCACAGUUGAAUUCUUUACUGAAGUAUUUUUGUUGUUGCACCUGUAAGAAUUUCUUGUUCGUAUCUAUACGUACCUCGUCUUGGUGUCGUGGUUCGCCGCACAUUUUUCAAAUCAACCGCAGAGCUCUCAAAGGUUGUAAACUCGGAAACGUACUACAGCGACCAAAGGAACGAACAAAACUUUUGAAUAAAAAAUGCCCGAGUCCCGCGUGAACCCGGCACCAGAUCCUGCGCAUCUGCUGAGUGCGGAGCUCCCGAAGUUGGAGCUGCCGAAGGAGAAUGCAGAUGUUGGGGCAGUGGAGAAUGUUUUUGGCAGUAAACAAGGCGAGAACAUCUUCAAUGCAGGUGCUGGCGGGGAAAAAAUGGAGCAGCCGGGAAGUAGUAACGCAGCGGACUUGAACAAUGAGUUUUCCGGUGCAGAUGGAGGAGAAUUCCUCCUUCCAAACGAAGUCGGAUUGUUUGACAACGAGGCACAACUUCAGCCGCAACAAGAGGAGGAAGACGCACCGGAGCCGGUGAAUCUGUAUGUAUGCAUUGCAAAAAUCACGACAUCGCAAUCUGGAUCUCGUCGCAUAAGGAAAUUCAAGUUUUCAUCAAUAUGUUUGAAUCUCGUAUACUAUAACUAUGAAGAAAUUCAAAUUUUCAUAUGUUUGAUUCUGCAUGUUAGCAGCCCUUUCGAAGUUCUUUGCUUGGGAGACUUUGUCAUGCGUUACUAUUUCAUACCGUUGCGAAGUAAAUAUGUUUGCAAUGCAUGGCAUGAUGUGAUCGACGAGCUUGACUUGGCCGCGAUGUUAGAGGGUGACCAAAAAAUGCUGAAGACGGAACAGGUAAAGUACUAUAUCGCUUUACAGGAUGUUGAUAGACUACAUAGCUUCAUUUUUUAAGGAAGAGAAGGAGAAGGGGGCUAGGGCUUGUUGAUGACGCAUUGAGUUUGACGAGUUGAUGUCCCAGGAGGUGCUUUUCACCACUACUUCUUCACUGGUAAUUCCAAUUCGAUUUCCAAGAAUUAUUAGCAUAACUCCCACACGACAACUUUCCCCAUGAAAUAAACCGAUCAGAUUCUGCAGACGCUGACCGACACUUUUAUCUCCUCCGAAGUGCUGGUGGUGUCGAAAAUUGUAUGAGAUUGCGCAGUAUGCAUUGCAAGAAUGUCUGGGUCUGGAACAUGGCAACUUGUCAUGCCAAGUCUGAAUCAUGCAAAAAUCUGUAUUGCAUGACUCCCAAAAGCUGUCCACUUUUGUCCAAGUUGGGAGGCAGUUUCUCAUGCAGGAAAUGCAUGAUCUGUCAUGCUACGUCCUUCAUUCCAGACCUCAUAGGUCAUGUAAAACCUGCAUGACAAGCGUGCAUGCUUCCAGACCCAGACACUUUUGCAGUUGAUACGCAGCUACUAGAAGUUCCACAUAGGCUCUUAUUCUUUGGUGUGGAGGACGAGGAGGUCGUGUAAAAUAAGUGCUAGAAUUUUAUUCUCGUCACUUCUACUGUCUUUGCUCUUUGGCAAACGGCACUGGUAGUUUGUAUCCGACAACUUGGUUCAACAUCUGGAAGCCCAAAGAGGACCGGCACGAGAGACCGACCAGUCAGUGUGUCGUGAAGUAGAUCUUCAAUGAAUUCAUCUGUGUGAUGAAAUUGAUGUCAAGAAGCAGAACACGAAGCUGAAAUAAGUAACUCGGGGUGUGGGACGUCGAGUUGUGCAUUCUCAUACAUUGGAAACCGCGUGCAAGAGGUGAUUGAGGAAUUUGGGUACCAAACGAAAGCCAAUGUCCUGGCGAAGAAGUUGAUCGCGAGUUGGAAAGGUAUGAAUUUAUCUAGAGAACGGGGGUCGGGGUGCUGGAUGAUUGUUUAUACGUGUUUUCUUUUGCGAGGAGAUUUGCAUCCAUUUGGCAGCUGCUCCUUUUCCUCAUACGUUUUUUCAUGCGGAUCCGGAUGCGCAAGAACAGGCGUCGUAAUGCAAUGAAAAUGAUGCGUCAAAAACAUGAAGAUAGUAGGCGCAGUUUUGAGUCCUCUCUACUUUCACCAAAUGUCUUGCAUGAAAAACCACACGACAGACACUUCUCCCAACGACAAGCCGCGUCCAUCGGCGCAGGUCGCGUACUUUGACGGCGAACUGGAGAACGAAGCUGGCGAGCUGGAGAAGGUCUGCGUGUGGCCCGACCUGAUUGGCGGGCCUAGCUCCAAAAACAAGAUGAAGCAGGCCGGCGCUGGUGGGGAGAACAAGAUGAAAAGCAAGAAGCCAAAGGAGAGAAAGGCAAAAGGUGCAAACAAGCCGAAGGCGAACAAGCAGCCCAAGAAACAAGCGAUGAAGAAGAAAUCCGAUCUGGCGCUGCCGGAUCUGAACUUCGAAGCCGAUGAAGAAGAGGGCGGCUCUACGCCUAGCCUGACCAGCGAGGACGAGGGUGAGGAGGAAGAUAUGAAUUGCAAAAGUAUCCGUAUCGUACUAGUUGUAAAUCGUAUUACAAAUUUUCUCAGCAUGAUACAUGGAGUUUGUCAUGGUGAUUUUCCUUGAGAGUUAAAAUUUGUCGUGCAUAAUUGCGAUUACUAGUACUACGGGCGGGAUACUUUUGCACUCUAUAGAAGAUGGAUACAAAAACCCGGACUUACCGGAGAAGGAAGAGAAGAAGGAGCUGGCAAAGCAGAAAAAAUAUCCCGUGCAAAAGUAUCGUGCUUAUUCGUAUUGAAAAUCACCCUCGACGCUGGUGCAAUGAUGCAUGAGAAGCCUCCUUCCCAUAAGUAAAUCAGCAUGACAAACUACGCAGGACGAAUUUUGUUUGUGAUGCAAUUCCUACUAGAACAGUGGAGUGCUUUUGCGACGCAUAAGAAAAAGUUGGCCCGGACGAAGACGAUGGAUGGCAGUGACGAGGAGCAAUUUGAGUGGGACGUAAGAAAAAUGAAUUGAGAAUUUAAAAUUUAGCGAGCUUAUUUGACGUGGUACAACGAGUACGACGUAUUGGUUGUGAUCCUGCAUGUAAGUAUUAGGUAGUUUAUUUUCUAUUCUUUCCACUAUGAAUGAAUGAAUCUUGAAUGCCAGCGGCAAGAGGCGACGCCAACGGCAAACUCCCCCCUGGUGGCCGGGCACUGCUAAAGCGGGCGGUGAAACGUCACUAGGGGUGUAGGAGUUGGUUUACCACUACUACAGAAUCAUUUACCACUGAGAAUUACACUACAGUAUGUGAGAGGCUUUACCGCUCACCUUGAGAAGCGCGCGCGUCAUUCUAUUCUUUCCACUACAGAAACUAACACAUCUGCAUAUCAGCAUGAUGUGGAAUUAUCGUGCACCUGUAUGACAGAAUGAGCAGCAGGAUUACGACAUGAAACAAAAUGAAUUUCAACACAGAAACCGGACGACAAAUCGGCGGCAGGCGGGGCCGCGCAGUCAUCCAAGCAUGUCCCCCUGAGUAAAACGGAAAAAGCGACUGGAGGGUUGUUGAAGCGCAGGACCCGCAAGGUCGUUGGUGGAGCUGCUGCGGGGAGCAAGAACGAGGAGGGGGUAGAGGAAAACAAAAAACCAAACACGAAGGGGAAAGGAAAGGAAAAGAAAGUAUUGCAGUGUUUUUCGAUUUUAUGCUGUCAAACUGAUGUUGAACUUAGCGCGGCGUUGUUUGAUACUUGCAGUGCCAGUGCCAGGUAGUAGCUUCUGCCAUACUACCAGGCACUUCUCCUGAAUAAAUUCUAAAAAAAGCUUCUACAUAAUUACCAGGCCACCAGCAAGGAGUCCUCCGCCACCUCCAGCAAGGCAAAAGUCGAGGACGACCUCGAAGUUUCUUCCAAGUCCAAGAGCAAAAGCACUACCUCCAAGGUCGCCAUGAAGUCCUCCACCGGCGCGGCCGCGGCCAGUGGAACAAAGAAAGGCUCGAAGGAGUCAGCAUCCUCUACUUCCGGAGCCGACAAAAACUACACGACCCUGGACGCCGACGUUCUGCUCGCGGAGGACCAGGAUGAUCCGGCUUCCUCGAGCAAAGCGAUGAAACGGAAAAUGAACAACAACUCGAAGAUGAGCAAGGUGGGACAACAAGAUGACUAUGCAAUGCAAAAGCAUCGUACUCGUAAAGUAAUUGCAGUUAUGCAUUACAAAUUCAGGUAUUAAGGUAAAUCCGCAUUACAAAUUCCAUUUCUAAUGCUGAGAAACUUUGUAUUGCAAUUACUACUAGUACGAUGCUUUUGCAGAGGAUAAUGACAGCGAACAGAUGUCAUCUCCUAUCGCGGAAAAUAAACAGAAACAGGAUGCAGCAGCUGAGAUGAAGCAAGCGAAAUCCAAAUCGAAAUCUACCAACGCGAAGAUCGAAGCGUCUGUUGCGGCGGAAAAAAGCAAACAGGAACAAGAGGAACAAUCGAACUCUGACGCAGCUGGUGAGCCGGCGUCGAAGAAGCGGAAGAUGACAAAAUACCCAGUGCAAAAGUAUCGUACUCGUAGUAAUUGCGGUCAUGCAUUACAAAUCUCGUUUCCAAGGCAAAUCAGCAUGACAACUUGCGUUUGUCAUGCUGAGGGAAUUUGUCAUGCCAUUUAUACUAGUACGAUACUUUUGCACUUCAUACAAAAGGUGCGGGAACUGCAAAAGCAAAAGGCUCUAGUACGACCUCCGCGGGAGGUGGAGCGAGUGCGAGUGGAAAGGUGAGCAAGCAAGCGUCAAAGCAGUCGUCGAAGAUCAGUGUGGAGAAGGAGCAAGAAGCUGAACCAGUGGAGAAAAGCGCCGCUGGUGCGACCUCGUCCAAAAUCGCGAAAUCCAAAAGCAAGGAGCCCGCUUCUGAUGCAGUCGUGUUGAACAAAAAAGCAAGCAAAGCCUCCACGAUUUCCGCCUCGUCGAGUGUAGCAGUAGCCGUGAUGAAGAAAGAUCUCCAAGAACAACCAGAACAACCGGAAAAGUCCAAGUCGAAAUCCUCAAAAGCGCCGGCGAUGAAACAAGCCCCCGCGGCCGCCGCUUCCUAUCAAAUGCAAAAAUGUCUGGGUCUGGAAGGUUGCAACUUGUGACGCUGUCUCUGGAAGGUAAAAAAGAUCUGUAUUGUAUGACCAGCAAGUAGAGCAGGAGUGCAGUUUGUGCUGCGCGGAGUGGGCGUUUCUCAUGCGGAAUACGCAUCAGAAGGUCCUUCAAAUCUGUGACGCUAGGUCAUGCAUUACAGGCAUCAUGGGUUAUGCAAAAUAUGCAUGACAAACCCGGUCACAGCGGUUAUGCAAAAUAUGCUGCAUAUGCAUUACAGGCGUCACAGCGGUAGGACCCAGAGAGGGCAUUUUGUUCGCCGCAGAGAUGCAGCGGGUGCAGAUCGUGCGGGGACAGCAGAAAGAGUGCAAAGCCAUUCCGGAAAACAGCCCGCCCGAAUUACCAGAGGGCGACCACAUUGCACUCCACACCGCUAUUAGCUGGCAUAGGCCGCAGGCGCCACAGCCGGCACAGAGCGGAGACGCGAGGCAGCCAGGCCGCGGCGAAAGGACGAAGCCGCUUGCCUUCAACGCGCGGCAUUCGGAGCUUAUCCCGACUGAAGGUGAGAGAGAGCGGGUGAAGAUACUGAAAGGACAGAAUGAAUUUGAGGAGCGCCUCCCGUUUUCGGGAGUAAUAUCUUGGCCCAGGGGUACAAAAACGACAGAGGUUCUGGAGCCACUAUUCGAGGGAGCACAGAUGCCCGACAUCGAGCAGGUCGGCCUGGAAGGCAUCCAGAAAUGGGCGCAGGAAGUACUCUUGGACUCCGGUGCGUGCAGCUACGUACCGACUGAGCCGACAGAGGAUAUGAGGCAGCUUUUUGAGCGACAGACACCCGGCCAGCGAGGAGGGAGAACAGAAGGAGCGAGCGGCGCGGACAAAAAGAAAGAAAAGGAGAGAGAGCAUCGGUCAAUGUUCGCGGGGCCGGUAGAUGGAUCGACGCUAGAUAACGUCUACCAGCACGCGAAGCAGGCGAGAGAGCAGGUUCUUGGCGUCCGCCGCGGCGCACCGGCGGAGGAAAUCAAGAAGAUCAACGCCGGCACGGCCACGGCCCCCAGAGAGGUGGUCGGGGUUGAGGAGUGCACGAAAGAAAUCUCCUUGGCUCAUGUUUUCAAAAGCGAGCGAAUCCGGCACGCCGAAGGAGAGCGCCAUACGUUCAGCCCGGAGGAAAUGCCGCGCGCCGUCACGCAGUUGACCGAGGCAGCGAAAGGUCUACCGCCUCUGCGAAUUCCCGCGGCCGAAUUGAGGAGACACAUCAUGAAAAUGAACAAAGAAGCUUCCGGCGCGCGCCGAUGGGGUCCGCUUGUGGGCCUUUGCCGCAAUGACGGACCAGCAGACUUGCCAGCUCGCAGCCGGUUGCGAGGUCUUCUUGCAGAGAAUCGGCCUCGCGGAUUGGAUCCCGGGACAGGAGGACGCAAUUUUGCCGCCGGCGCUGACGGUGCUGCAGGUCGAGAUCCUCCGGAAAGCCUCACAACUUGGCGGGGACAUCUCGAAGCUCCGGACGGUAAUUCGCGGGACACCGGUCUACCGGAUUACGUUGAGCUUCCUUACGCACCGCAUGGCCCGCAUCGCGGACCUCGGGGACGCUUUUACCCCUUCCGGGGCCGCCGGAAAGCCGGCUGCCUCAUGCAUGGCAACCGUUUUAGAAAUCCUGAAGGUCUGCUACGCGGAAGACCUGCAGAACGGCUGCGAAAACAAGGAGCGAGCGGCGGAACUGAGUGAGCAGGAAAAAACGAACGCAGCGAACUGGCUAACGAUCUUGAUAGGAAUUGACGCCAGUAAUUUCUACAAUUGCAUAAGCAUGCCAAGCAUGGUGCGGAGUUUUCGCUGGGCGCGGUUGCGCCCCACCUACAUCAAGCUGGCAAUGCUUUCAAAUUGGCGAAAAACCCUCUUCCUGAGGAACGGGAGUUGCUUCGCAGAGCUCAGCGACCAUCGAGACCUCAUCCAGGGUUCAGUGGAAACGAUGCUCCGUGGCGUCCUGCUCUUUAUGAGAGGAGCCACCGCGGUGGCGCAGUUCGUGGCGGAGUGCUUCGACGCGGCCGGGCGAAUCGAUGAGAAGCGCAUCGACAGCGCGGGGGCGAAGCUCCGCAGAACGCUGCGCGAAGAUUUUGCGGGGGGAGAUGACACCGACGCCACUUUCCCGGACUACAAGCCGGCGGAGGAGGUCCAUGAGCUCUUCCGCGACGAGGAGGGCGCUGGCGGUGCAGAGACGGGAAACAGGACGACGAGGACGCGGAUGACCCGGAGCAAGGAGUACGAGAGGACGAGAGUCAGCCAAAGACUGCCGAUGAGCGAGCGGGAGGAGAAGGCGCCAAGGAAGGCAGCCGUCGUGCAGUUUGUGGAUGAUGGCACCCUCUCCAUCAAAUUGCACAAAGACGACGCCGAAAAACUGCGGAAGCUGCUGAAAAUAGUGGCCACAGCGUACGAAACGAUGUAUGCGUCCGAAGGGCAGUACCUCGCGCCAAAAAAGGCCGCGAUGCUCCUCUCUGCUUCGGCGAUGGACCAGCAGGCGCUAUAUCUCGCAGCCUUCCGCCCCUUCGGAAUUGUCUUCAACUUGAAGGAGUGCACCAAGAUCCUGGGCAUCACGAUCCGGCUCGGCGACAUACGGGACCAGGUUGAUGCAAUUCGCAAGCAGGUCAACAAUUCAGUCUCGUUCGCGCAGCACCUCUGCUAUCGAGUUAUGCGAAGCAAGGGCAAUUUCGUGAUGACAGGCGCGGAUCUUCGGUGGGUGAUCAUUUGCUUCUACAUGUCGCCAAUCAUCUACAUUCUCCCGGUGCUCCGCCUGAUUUUCGCCCAGAGCGACUGGUCCGAGUUACUUAUCGAGAUGGCGACUUCAAUCGCGAAGGUUAUCGGUUUCGAGCGAGAGGUCUGGGAGAGGAUGACCACGAUGCACAAUGUCACGCCGGAGCUUUUCCAUCGACUGAUCUUCAGUGAGAACAUCAUGGGGAUUGUAGACCCGUACGUGCUCGGGAUCAAGCUCCUCCGAGGCGUAGCGCAGAGCGACAUCCUUACCAACAUUGAUGGCUUCGUGACGUGGGCAACGUUCCCGAUCCGCUUCCACGGCGCCGGGCUUGCAGGAAUCGGCGCGGCCGACCGAAAGGCAGCACAGGUAAAGACGACGGCAGACCUGGCAUUAGUUGAGGCUUUGAGCGAGGGAGCAGAAAUCAGGUUGCCAGCGAAGUCUGACCUCCGCCUGUGCGGUUUCAUCCCGGACAGGAGCAGCAAGCCUCCGCCGCCCGAAAAGGUCCCGCGGGCGUGCCACAGUGCGAGCGCGUUUGUGGUGGCAUCGGCGGACGGCAUGGGCGUCCGACUCCUGCAAACAGACACGACGGGGCGGGUUUCGGUACUACGGCAGGUACGAACAAAACGCGAGCACCUGCUCACAGAGGAGAGAGCGGAAGAAAGGCAGUUCGUUGCUUAUCUGAGUGGAUUUCUAUCCCUAAGUCAGCAGACGGAACAAGAGGAGCCAGGAGUGCACUACACCUACAGGCUAUGCGACUACUGGCGACUCCGGGGAAAGACGCGCGGGCCGCUGCGCCGGGGCGAAGGGAUAGCCGUCCACUUCGCCGAGCAAGUCGAGCAGAUGCACUUGAGGGGCCACAGAGUAGAGCGAGCGAACACAAGAACGGCGGAGCAGGUCGCCGAGGCAAGCAGGGAGAUGAGCACAGUGAUGGCGACCAAAGUCAUAGGGCUCAGCAUUGUCAACGCAACGGGGCACGACCACGAGUACACAGACUGGCCCGUCUACGAUUUCGGUGAGCAGGCUUUCGGUUUCCCCCCGCUGCGGGACUGGAAAAAGCGGCGCAGCCUCGCAGCGCGGCGCGAGUACGUCAAAGACUCGCUGCAGUUCCAAGACCUCCAAAACGGCGAAAACACAGAAGACGAGCAUCCGGAUAACGAUCCGGCGGAGGUUGAGAGAGCGGCCGCGCGAUCGCCGGCGCCGAAAGGAAGGGCGAAAGCACAGGCAAAGGCGAGGGAGCAGCCCCCCCAGGAGAGAGCGGCAAAGCCAAAGGCGAAGGCGAAGCAACCAGGCCCGCAACCGAAACAGCAACCAACAGGCGAAACGAGCGCAGGCUGCGGACCCGGGGCCCCCGAGGCGACAGGCGGCCGGCGGAAGGGCGGCGCAGGCGAAACAGAACCCGGCCCCAACAAGGAAAGCAGUGCCGGCGAAGAAGAAGGAGAUCGCGUAGCUUUAGGACGCAGGCUGCUCGUCGAAACAAAAACAGAAGACCUACUAAAAAAAAAAAAAAAAGCAACAGGUAGGACAGUCGGCACGAAGACCGUGAAGUUUAGUUUCUUGCGCAAAAAGAAAAAUAUAAAAAACAGCACAAGGCGCGUGCGGAGGACACAAGGCGAUCACGCGGGCGGCGUGUUCAUCCAGGCGGGCGGAGAAGAGCCAGGAAUGGCUGAGAGAAAAAGAAAGAAAAAUGGCUACUCAGCAGCCACAUGCCCCCCCCUAGUUCCUUUGCACUCCGGGCGCGAGGCCCGCCAGGGUUUUCGCCGCUCGUGUAUUGUCUCCCACGCCGCGACAGGGCUCGCGGAACGAAGCCCGACGGGACCCGGCCCGGAAAGAAAAACUAGCAAAAGCCAAAAAGAACAAACCGCCGGGGGCCUUAUGCCACCCACCUUCGGCACGCCAGAAGGCCACAAGCCCAGCAAUUCCAAAAGAGCCGGCAGUGGUAGCAGUGCACUACCUAGAUACUAAUUAGCUUAGACGGGUCUUAGCGCAAAGAAAGAGGGGCAAGUCCAAGAGGCUUUUGCAUGGGGUCCACUGGUCACCGUUUCGCGCGAGCCAUUCGGUGGACGACUGACCCCGCCCCAUUUAAAUAGCCGCUAUGCGGGAGUUUUGUAAAAACUGGACUUCGUCCGUCUCCGGGUGGCGUGCCCGGGGUUCAGUCUAAAUAAAUUUGCCCGGGAAAAUACCACGCAGCGGAGCAAUCAGGCCUACUCGUAGGCCAGUCGGGGUCUAUCCUUUCUCCACGUCGUCACGUGUGGUUAUUGGGUUUUGUUGGCGUAUGUCAGGGGAUUCCUGUCUUUGGCAUUUCACGACUCUUCCCAUGGGUUCACUUCGAUGAUUGCUGCCGGGGACGUUCUUAUGCAGUCAGCUGGAUGACUGUGACCUGGCUCGUACUGUGAACGCAGCUGGAUGACUGUGACCUGGCUCGUCUUCGAUGGGCAGGCGGAUGACUGUGACCUGUCUCGCCCAUCAAGAUCCCUAAUCCGUAGCUCCUAGACGUUGCCUGGCCCGCGAAUGACUCCACGGCAGCCGGAUGUCCGUGACCUGGUUAUAAAGGGCUUCGUCGAUCGAUUGUGCCACUAGGGCCUUGUGUUCCGGCUACUCCGGAUCGCAAUCGAUGGAGGGCGGGACCUGCACCGGCGACAGGCGCUAUCCAACCAACCAACCAACCAAACCUGGUAAUCUUCCAGACCCAGACAUUUUUGCAUUUGAUACUUCCGGCAAGAGUACUAAAGGUAGUAAGAGCAGCUCCUCCGGCGCUGCGUCGUCUGAUGAAGCGGCGUAUCAACGGGAAAAAUGUCUGGGUCUGGAAGAAUCCAACUUGUCAUGCUGAUUUUGGAUUUUAGAAAAAUCUGUAUUGCAUGAGCAGCAAAGAGACUCCAAGUUUUGCUACACGGACAGGGCAUAAUUUGUCAUGCGGUAUAGGCAUCAGGAAGCCCUCACAAAAUCUGUGAUGCUAGGGCAUGCAUCACAGACAUCAGGAGUCAUGCAAAAUGUGCAUGACAAGCCUGGCAAUCUUCCAGACCCAGACACUUUUACAUUUGAUACGGCGAACAAGAAAACGCAGGAACAGACGGAGUUGGAGAAAAUGUUGGACAAGGAAAUAGAGGAAAUGCAGACGAGGCUGAAGGAGAAGCAAGCGCAGAAGGAGCAAGCGCAAAAGGAAAAGGAGAAGGAGACGAACCAACAUUCUACUUCUGCGGCAGUGCUGGCAAAUGAACAACAAGUGUCGGCAGCACCGGUCGUCGCGUCGUCGUCCGUCAGUAGACCGAUGA